CAUUUGAUUCGGGUUUGUUUUGCUGAGAAAUCUCUCCGGUUGCAGAAAGAAAAACCGAUUUUGUAAUUGCGACGAGUGAAAAUGUUUUGGUGGUGGCCUGGAAGCAGAAGCAGCAAUUGAACACGGAGUGCAAAUCGUCGGGAAGAAAAAGAAGCCCGGUUGCACUUUUUUGCCACGGAACGACCGCACAAGAUCGAUCAGCAGUGUAAAGAAGAAGGUCAGCCACCACACAAACACGGGAGAAACUCCAAGAAGCGAUGAAAAAGUUCAUCUCCAAGUUCGAAACGAAGAAUGAGGCCACUCCGAGCAAGGAAACCAACAGCUUUGUCGGAAAGACGUUUAAGCUGAGUCGGGACAAUGUGGUCACGGUGGAGGAGGUUUUGGCCGAGGGUGGAUUCGCCGUGGUGUUCCUCGUCAAGGGAUCGAACGGGCAGCGAUUCGCGUUGAAACGAUUGUACGUAAACAACGAACAUGACCUGGGGGUUUGCAACCGGGAGAUAAAGAUCGCCAGCAACCUCAGCGGCCACAAAAACAUCAUCGGAUACAUCGACCACAGUGUGAACCCCAAAGGGAAUGGAGUGCACGAGAUUCUUCUGCUGAUGCCGUACUGCAAGACGAAUCUUCUGACGCUGAUGAAUGCCCGGAUACCGAACGGAUUUAGCGAGCAGGACGUGCUGCAGAUCUUCUGUGACGUCGCGGAAGCCGUGGCCCGAUUGCACCAGUGUCAAACGCCAAUCAUCCAUCGGGACUUGAAGGUGGAAAACAUCCUCCAGAACGACAUCGGCAACUUUGUCCUGUGCGAUUUUGGUUCCGCAACGGCUCGUGUGCUCAAUCCUGUGACUCACGGCCGGACCGUGGUCGAGGAGGAAAUUCAAAAGUACACUACCCUCUCCUAUCGGGCCCCGGAAAUGAUUGACCUGUUCUCCGGCCAGGACAUUACGGUCAAAGCGGACAUCUGGGCGCUCGGUUGUCUCCUCUACAAGUUGUGCUUUUUUACGCUUCCGUUUGGCGAGAGUGCCCUGGCCAUCCAGAGUGGCCACUUUAGCAUCCCGGAUAAUUCCAAGUAUUCUCGCGAAAUGCAUCAGCUGAUCCGAUACAUGCUGGAACCGGACAUCGAGCGGCGGCCAAACAUUUAUCAAGUGUGCGAGGUUGCAUUUAAAAUCGCCGGCAAAACCAAUCCGGUUCGCAACUUGACCAAAUCGACCGUCCCAGCGCUGGAAACACUUCCGGUUCCGCCGCUCGAGAGUGAAACCAAACGCGUUCCAUCUUCAUCCGUCGGCGGAGGCGCCAAAACUCCAGCUAAAACGGUCACCCCGGUCAUCGAGGGCACAUCCGUCGCACCACGCCAGCGUCCCAAAGCCUCUCAAGCGAACGUUAGCAACAGCUUCACGCUGGGACUUCCGCCCAAUCCGUCACCGAAGAACAUCCUUUCGUCGCCGACUCCGGGUGCUACACCGACAACGAUUCCCCAGGAACAGCAACCGCAACCGGCACCAGCACCCGCACAAGUGGAACCAUUCGUGGCCAAGUUCACCGCCAACUUUCCACCACUCUCCGGACAGGAAGCCCAAUCUGGCAACCUGUUCCAAACCACCUACCCGGAUCCGUUCCGGGAAGUUGAAGCCGCCACGGAAGUCGUCGGAGACACCGCCGCAACGCGCGAAUCGUCAACGUCGUCGAUUCUGCAGUCCCCUAGUCACGGUAGCGGUAGUGGAACACCGCACGGAAGUGGUUCCAGCAUGGCCGGUUCGUUGUUACCACCACCGAAACAACCGAGCGUCGCCGCAGCCGUCGUUGGCCACCGGCGCAACAUGAGUGACACUUCGGCGUUCAACAAAGCGUACACCACGGAAACGUCCCAAUUCCUAGCGCCAUACGAUGUCUCGUCCAACAACUACCAACCGGCCGCAUCCGGUUCCGGAAAUGGUUCCGAACAAAAUCUGCACUCGAUUCCGGCUUCGUUUGAAUCGCGCUCGUCAAAUCCUCAGCUGAACCCACCCGUGUCGGCCCAACAGCAACCGUGGAACCCGUUCGGAGAUCCGACCCCGUUCAGUCAAAUGACCGAAGAUCACAUCUUCGGCGAAGAGUUUGACAAAAUCCGAAAGCAAGGUUCUCAGGGCAGCCUUAAAACACCUCCUGAAUCGACCUCUCGUCAUCCUUCGCUUCCGCAGGUUCAGCCGAUCGUUCAACUCCAAUCCGUUGCCCCUCCUCUACCUUUGCAGACCCAGUUUUCCCCGGAGAACAUCCCGGACACGCUCGAGGACGACCCGUUCAGUUCGGCUCCGUUUUCGCUCCCGGUCAAGUCACGCUCGCUGAAGAUGACCUCGAAGCGCAUAAUCGUCAUCGACGGAGGUUUCUCCACGCAGCUGGCAACGCACGUUGGCCAAACUACGCUGGACAAGGAUCCGCUGUGGAGUAGCCGUUACAACGCUACCAACCCGAACGCCGUCAUCGAAACCCAUCUGGACUUUCUCAAAGCCGGUGCCGAUUGCAUCCUGACAAACACCUACCAAGCCUCCAUCGAGGGUUACAUGGACUUCCUCAACCUGAGUGAAGAGGACAGCAUCAAGCUGAUCAAGACGACCGUCGAGUUGGCCAAACUGGCACGCACCCGUUACCUCGCGGAAAAGAUCGAAAACAAAACCCACAAAAUUCCGUGGGUCGUCGGAUCGAUUGGACCGUACGGUGCGCAUCUGCACGACGGUUCCGAGUACACGGGUGCCUACGCGGACACGGUUCCGUACGCGCGCAUCCAAAAGUGGCACCGUCAACGAAUCAACGCCGUCCUGGAAGCUGGCGUCGACGCGCUCGCCAUCGAAACCAUCCCGUGUCGAAAGGAAGCGGAAGCCCUGCUGGAGCUGCUCACGACGGAACAUCCGACGGUGCGUUUCUGGGUUUCGUUCCAGUGCAAAGACGGCGUCAACACUGCCCGCGGGGAAAAUUUCGCCGAAACGUCCGCGGCCAUCUGGAGCCAGGCACGUGCCCUCAAGAAUCCGAACCUGCUGGCCAUCGGCGUCAACUGUUUGCACCCGGUGCAUGCCGUCCAGCUGCUGAAGACGGUCAACGAGCGGCGACCCGACGACGACAAGAUCCCACUCAUCGUGUACCCCAACUCGGGCGAAAUCUGGGACAACGGCGUCUGGAAGGGCGAAGAGGACUGCGUGCCGCUGGAAACGUACGUGCCGCAAUUUGUCGAGUACGGGGUCAAGUUUGUCGGCGGGUGUUGCCGAACUACGGCGCAGGACAUCAAGCGGAUCAAGAAGACGGUGAUCAACCUGUGCGGCGGACGGAGCACAUAGGACGAGGAGAACGAGGGCGACGAAAGCGAAGCCGCCGCCGCCGAGUCGCCCGAAGCUGCUGGAAAGCUGUGAUGAAUUGUUAUUAUUUGAUAGACAGACAACAUAACUAACACACCAUUUAGGACGAUAAAGCAACCUAAAGUCAGCAAACUAUCGAAGCUAUGCGCACGAAUUGGUAAAGUAUUGCAUCGAGAUAGUAUCCGCAAAGUAUCACAAUUAUUAGAUGUUGCUCUGCAAAACGGAACUUAGUUAGAGACGCUUCUAGGUUCUUUUUUUUCCUGUUUGAUUUUCGAUUGAAUUAAAAAGUAACUAACGACACCCUUUUCGGUCACCAACUGAAGCCUAAUGAACAAUAGUGCCGGUUGUUAGUUGUGCAGCAUUUUUUUUCACGUGAGUUUAGUGACACAUGUCGUCUAGUAGAAAUGAUGAAGAAUAUUAUUUUUGUGAAAUGAAACAGAUGAAAGGGUACAGUAUGUAAAAAAAGUAUUUACACCCCUUGGGCACUAUGCACAUUUUGUGAUGAAACAUGUAAACAAUUUAAUGUUGACAUAAACUUAGUACUACGUUUUGUUCAGAAACUCAUGCCGAACAUUUUGCUGCAAAAAGCUCAUGAAAAGAUGUUUUCUAUAAAAAGUUAUAUAACAAAUACUAUUACAAAAAUAAAAAUGGUGCAAAAAAGUUUGUACACCUUUCGAAAAAUUAACAUAAAUAAAGUUAUUUGUUGACAAAUCACCAUAAAUCCAGUCUCCCAACUCCAAAUAGGCAUCCUUGACUGAUUAAAAAUAUAAUUUGGAUUGAAUAUAAAGUUUACUAAUUACUUAGUAUAAAAGUUUAUAUAACUCUGGAAAUUCUAAAUAAAACUUAUCUAAACUUAAUUUUGCAAACUUUCAAUUUAACUAAAUGUCAAUAUAUUACCAUAGAAUUGCUAAAUAAACAUUCUGGAGUGGGUAUAACACCGUUUUGGGGGUCUUUGUAUCGCUAGAAUAGAUUUUUCGUUGGAAUUUCGUACCAACCCGGAAUUACGUCGUCGGAAAAUCCGCCGACAUUCGAACCGGUCCACAAUUAACAAGUCAACCUAUGUGGCAUCGGAAAGGGCAUAAAAUUUCCGAUCUUUUGAUACCCAGACAUCUAGGUUUUCUAUAAAGCCCACGUUUUUAAAUACCUAGGCAAAAACGUUGUUAUGGUUUCGUUUGAGCAAUCUGCCAAUAAUGUAUGGAAUUUCGUAAUUUUUGUUCUCGUGGAUCAAACUUACUUUUUGCCCAGGUAUUUAAAAACGUGGGUUUUAUAGAAAACCUAGAUGUAUGGGUAUCAAAAGAUCGGAAAUUUUAUGCCCUUUCCGAUGCCACAUAGGUUGACUUGUUAAUUGUGGACCGGUUCGGAUGCCGGCGGAUUUUUCGACGACGUAAUUCCGGGUUGGUACGAAAUUCCAACGAAAAAUCUAUUCUAGCGAUACAAAGACCCCCAAAAUGGUGUUAUACCCACUCCAAAAUGUUUAUUUAGCAAUUCUAUGGUAAUAUAUUGACAUUUAGUUAAAUUGAAAGUUUGCAAAAUAAAGUUUAGAUAAGUUUUAUAUAGAAUUUCCAGAGUUAUAUAAACUUUUAUACUAAGUAAUUAGUAAACUUUAUAAUCAAUCCAAAUUAUUUUUUUAAUCAGUCAAGGAUGCCUAUUUGGAGUUGGGAGACAGGAUUUAUGGUGAUUUGUCAACAAAUAACUUUAAUUAUGUUAAUUUUUCGAAAGGUGUACAAACUUUUUUUGCACCAUUUUUAUUUUUGUAAUAGUAUUUGUUAUAUAACUUUUUAUAGAAAACAUCUUUUCAUGAGCUUUUUGCAGCAAAAUGUUCGGCAUGAGUUUCUGAACAAAACGUAGUACUAGGUUUAUGUCAACAUUAAAUUGUUUACAUGUUUCAUCACAAAAUGUGCAUAGUGCCCAAGGGGUGUAAAUACUUUUUUUACAUACUGUAAAAGGAAAAACAAUAUUUGUAUAUAAGUGAAUGAGCAUAUAUUACCAAUUAAACCAAGAAGUGAAUAUUAAUGCAUAUUUACACACAAACACAAUUCAAGCAUUUGUUGUUCCUGUUUUGUCCUCUCUCUCCGAAUUAUCAAAACUGUUAGUAGUGGAGUAAACACAUUUGCCCAAUAUUUCAUAUCAUAUUAGGUGCAACAAACUCAUCACGAAUACUAGGUACACGCUACUAUAAUGUUUACAAUGGAUUUCAUCGCGUCUUUCUUGAAUGUUUUAGAUAAGUCGGCAAACGAAAAUCGUCCAUCAAAUUAGCUAUUUUCAAACCAAAUUUAAACAAUAUCAUAUUUUCCAACCUGCCCCACGCUUAUCUUCUUCCAGUAGUCAGUCAGUCAGUCACACAGAAGAGAAGAGCAGAUAGCUGAAAUCAAUCGAGGAACUGUGCAAUGUUUUCGUAAUCCACCUGUUCUGUCCCGCCACGACUUAUCUUAUCUUCCAACUACUUCUUAUCUAGUCUGCAUUAGAAAAAGAAACAUGUGUUUGCCUUCAAUAUAUAUGUUCCCUUCAGAAGUAUAUUCCGUUGCCAAACCCCGGUUAUCGGUUGAUUGAAUUAGUAUUCCAAACGAAACCUUAACUUACUUCAAACUCCUCCUUAUCACACACACAAGCCAGAGAGUGAUCUACACGUUAGAUAUAUAUUUAUAAACAUGCAAACGCUGUUUGGGAAUUCAAUUUCAAUUAUUGCAAACACAAAAAAAAAACAAAAACUAAAUAAAUUUAGAAACCAAAACAAUGAGCAUUCAAUCAUUUU
Messenger RNA from Culex pipiens pallens (northern house mosquito), 6069 nucleotides. RefSeq lists its product as uncharacterized. Gene Ontology annotation, biological process: S-methylmethionine cycle; protein phosphorylation. The record is from RefSeq and is a predicted model, not a curated record. The transcript is spliced from 2 exons. Gene Ontology annotation, molecular function: protein kinase activity; zinc ion binding; S-adenosylmethionine-homocysteine S-methyltransferase activity. Bases 258 to 3299 code for a protein of 1013 amino acids. Lineage: Eukaryota; Metazoa; Arthropoda; Insecta; Diptera; Culicidae.